Abrus precatorius (Indian licorice) is the source of this 651-nucleotide messenger RNA. RefSeq lists its product as uncharacterized. Bases 103 to 651 code for a protein of 182 amino acids. NCBI's taxonomy places the organism in Eukaryota, Viridiplantae, Streptophyta, Magnoliopsida, Fabales, Fabaceae. The record is from RefSeq and is a predicted model, not a curated record. The transcript is spliced from 5 exons.
CUUUCUCUCUCUCCAUUCUCAUUCUCUGAAUCUGCAUUCUUCACUCACCCAUUGAGCCACAUUAUCCUCAAUUAUUAAUAUUAUUCUUAUCCACUACCGACAAUGGAGACAGUGUUGGUGCCUCCUUGGCUUGAACAGCUACUACACACACACUUCUUCAGUGUGUGUCGAAUUCACACGGAUGCCGCUAGAAGCGAGUGUAACAUGUAUUGCCUAGACUGCAAUGGCGAUGCCUUUUGCUUUUAUUGCCGUUCUUCAAAACACAAGGAUCAUCAAGUCAUUCAGAUAAGACGAUCUUCGUAUCACGAUGUAGUGAGGGUCGCAGAAAUUCAGAAGGCUUUGGACAUAAGUGGAGUUCAGACAUAUGUGAUCAACAGUGCUCGAGUUUUGUUCCUGAAUGUGAGGCCUCAGCCAAAAUCUGGAAAAGGAGUAGCUCACAUUUGUGAGAUUUGCGGAAGAAGCCUCUUGGACCCAUUUCGCUUCUGUUCUUUGGGAUGUAAGCUUGAGGGAAUAAAGAAAAAUGGGGAACAGCAAGAAGAAAGAUUGCGUGAAGGAUCAACACAAGACAUGUAUCUGGCUACGCCUCCUCCACCUGCUUCAAAUGCAAGGAGAAGAAAAGGAAUUCCUCAUAGGGCUCCUUUUGGGUCAUAA